ACAGGAACGGCGUUAUCCACAAAGGCCACGAUCUGCGCAACGGCGCCGUCAAAAACCCCGUUGUUGAGCGUCCGUCAUUGUUAACAGAGUUAGGACCACCACGAUGGCAUAAAACAAAUCCGAACCGUUCAACGGAAUCAAUCUCCUUCCCACCUUCGUCUCCCUCAUUUUCUCUCUCCGGAAUCAACAGAAUAAGAGAAAAUUAUGGGAAAGUAUAUCAGGAAAUGUAAAGGGAUCGGGGAAGUUGCAGUGAUGGAGGUGGCUCAGGUGGCCGGUGUGAAGACCAGAGCGAGAGCUCUUGCCAUGGCGGCUGCUGCAGACAGCUCAGGGACAGUGAAGAGGAGGAAAGUCAGUGGUGGUGGGGAAUUGAAGUUCGCUUCGUCGUACGAACAGCUCAAGAAUCGCCGUGGCCUCGUGAUUUCGCCGGAGAAUUCGGUUUCCGAGGCACCGUCGGGAAAUUCUGGACGAGUGGUGGCGGAGGAGGAUCAGUGUUCCAGUCCUAGCUCGGAUCACGUGUCGGCGUCGUGCUGCUCCAGUAACGGAUCAAGCGAGCUAGUGAAGGAGAGAUUGAAAUUCGCAGAUCUGGAGGAGGAGAGUGUAGAAAUUGAAACGUCCGCAUAUUCCGACUGCAGAGAAAGCAGGAGAGAAACGACGCCGUCGAGUGAGCUUCGUGCAGAAUCUGACGACCUGGAGUCAACGGCUAGACCAUCGGAGGCGAAUUACCGCCACAGAUCAACGGUGGAGAAGAUGCCGUCGGAGUCGGAGCUCGAAGAAUUCUUUGCUGCCGCCGAAAAAGACGUCCAGAAACGAUUUUCAGAAAAGUACAAUUAUGAUAUCGUCAAAGACGUGCCAAUGGAAGGACGUUACGAGUGGGUUAGAUUAAAGCCAUGAAGCCACAAAAACACAAGCAAUGGCAAUGGCUCCCUGAAUUAUUUUCAGGUCUAAUAAUUUAAUUAUUUCUCUCUUUUCUAGCUUCUUUAUCCUUCAUGUAUAGCUCUUCAUCGGUAAGAAGAAGCUCCGUUUAAUUUGUUCUGAGCGGGUUAUACACGGAGAAGCUUCUGAAACCCCCCUGUGGAAGAACAAACGAUUCAAUAACAAGUGUUAUUUCGUUUAACAUCUGAUAAGCCUGCUCCUCUGGUACGAUCAUAGGAAUCGGUCAGUAAUUUUAGUUUUUUUUUCUUUUCUUUUUCUUUUUCCUUUUCUUCUUACAGAGGAAAAAGCUUGUUUUUGUUGAUUUGUUAUAAGUCAUUUUCCUAUUUAAUUAUGAUUCUUUUGGCGAUAUUUAUGAAAUAUCGCGAGAUA
Molecule: messenger RNA, 1302 nt
Organism: Vitis vinifera (wine grape)
Lineage: Eukaryota; Viridiplantae; Streptophyta; Magnoliopsida; Vitales; Vitaceae
Product: cyclin-dependent kinase inhibitor 7
Exons: 4
Coding region: 205-891 (228 amino acids)
Biological process (GO): negative regulation of cyclin-dependent protein serine/threonine kinase activity
Cellular component (GO): nucleus
Molecular function (GO): cyclin-dependent protein serine/threonine kinase inhibitor activity
Source: RefSeq, a predicted model, not a curated record